GAAUAUAUAUAACAGCAGCUUCUGGAAAUUGGAGUGAGGCUUCAUCCUAUUAUAAAAUGCAUCCUUAUUGGUGGCGAAUUCCAUUAAACGGUGUCGGAACAACAGCCAUACACGUUGCAGUGAGCAUGGAACAAACUACUUUUGUGAAAGAGUUGAUGCAUUGUAUGGACAAAGAAGAUUUGGAAAAUUACAAGGCAGAAGGGAACACGGCCUUUUGUUUGGCUGCGAUGACUGGAAAUGUGGAAAUUGCUAAAAUUCUGUUUUGCAAGAAUCCACGGCUGCUGUGGAUUAGAGACCAAAACCAUAUGCUUCCAAUUGAAAUAGCAUCUUCUGCAGGUCACAUUCCGAUGACAAAAUUCUUAUUUCGAAAGACUUCAGAGGACCCACAUCACAACCUAUCCUUCCCAGACAUUGUGAAGCUAUUUUUCUUGACCAUCAACAACAACAUUUACACCAUCACAUCAAAAUUAUUGGAUAGCGAACCCAAACUUGUUACUGUUGAAAACGAAGAGAGGUUGACGGCUUUGCAAAUGCUAGCUCAAUGUUCCCUUUGCGAGGAAACUAUUGGCUAUCGAGAGAUUGUAGAUUCUGUUUUUAAAGGCAUGGAAAAGCAGAAAGAUACUAUCAACCAUGCACAAUUGUCGAAAGCAAUGUUCGAUGCAGCAAAAUCAGGAAACACUAAUAUUUUAGAACUUCUGUUAAAGUACCAUCCUGAUUUGCUAUUUGAAGUGAAUUCUAGCAACCAAAGCUUACUUCACAUUGCUAUUCUACAUCGACAAAAAUCUGUCUACAAACUAAUAUUAAGCAAGCGGGGUGCAAAGAAUAUUAUGACAAAACUGGUUGAUUCUGAGCAUAACACUGUUCUGCACUUAGCUGGAAAGAUGGGACAACCUGAAAAAAAACCCGGAUUUUCAACAAACCAUGUUCUAAUGAGUAGUGAGGAGAAAUGGUUUCAGGAUGUGGAGAAAAUAGUUCCACCUGCAAUGAAAACAAUGAAAAACAAAGAUGGUUUGACUCCUAAAGGAUUGUUCUAUCUGACACACGAAAUUUUGCACAAGGAAUCAAUAUCAGGACUGCAAACUAUGGCCAAUACAUUGUUAGUGGUAGCAACUCUGAUUAUCAGCCUAGGGAUCACUGGAGGUAUGACCAUUCCUAUUGCGGAUAUCAAUCAUAGAAAUACUCCUUUUUUUUCAAGGAAGAUAUGGUAUACGUUUUUCUUUAUGUCCAUUGCAUUUGGAACAUGUUUAUGUGUUUCGUCUAUGUUCUUCUACGCUUCGGUUAUUCUUCCUGUAUGUUGGUCAAAAGCAGAGGAAGAGUCUGUCCGGUUGCGGCAAACAAAGCUGGUAUUUGGGAAUGUGUCACUUUUCGCCUCUCUUGCACUCAUGUUUCCUGCUCUGACUUGCGGUUCAGUGUUGAUCUUUGAAUUAUCCAAUUGGAUCCUUUACUUCAUUUGUGCACUUGGUUUGAUAAUAUUGGUUGUGCAUCUUACACUUGAUUAUAACCGAUGGAUUGGCAUUGUGUGUUCAGUGCUAUCUUAUUUGGAGGAUGCUCCAUCAGAUAGGCCAAUAAUGUUACGGCCAAUCUGCAAGAUAUAUCAGCUCUUCCUCACAUUCGCAAAGAAAAAGGCUUGA
Vigna angularis (adzuki bean) is the source of this 1631-nucleotide messenger RNA. Its product is annotated as ankyrin repeat-containing protein At5g02620-like. Bases 57 to 1631 code for a protein of 524 amino acids. The transcript is spliced from 4 exons. Lineage: Eukaryota; Viridiplantae; Streptophyta; Magnoliopsida; Fabales; Fabaceae. The record is from RefSeq and is a predicted model, not a curated record. Gene Ontology annotation, molecular function: protein binding.